Trichomycterus rosablanca is the source of this 1584-nucleotide messenger RNA. RefSeq names its product nucleophosmin 1b (gene npm1b). Lineage: Eukaryota; Metazoa; Chordata; Actinopteri; Siluriformes; Trichomycteridae. Gene Ontology annotation, biological process: positive regulation of transcription by RNA polymerase II; ribosomal large subunit biogenesis; ribosomal large subunit export from nucleus. Gene Ontology annotation, molecular function: histone binding; chromatin binding; RNA binding. Bases 19 to 945 code for a protein of 308 amino acids. The transcript has 11 exons. Gene Ontology annotation, cellular component: cytoplasm; ribonucleoprotein complex; nucleoplasm. The record is from RefSeq and is a predicted model, not a curated record.
GUCAGUAGUGGCGCAAAAAUGGCCGAGGCUAACGUCUCAGAAGUAAAAAGACCCAAUAUGUUUUUGUUUGGCUGUACGCUGGAUACUUGUAAAAAAGUACACAGAAUUCAUAUAGAUGAUGAUGAAGCUGAUCACCAACUAUCACUGAAAACGGUGUGUUUAGGAGCAGAAGCAGAGGACACCUUCCAUACAGUUGAGAUAGAGGGCGUUAUGUAUGAUGGCAGGAUGACCAAAAUACCUCUUGCUGUGCUGAAGCCAUCAGUUCUGCCUUCUCUAAGUUUAGGGGGGUUUGAAGUUACUCCUCCAUUCACGUUCCGUUUGCUGUCGGGAACUGGACCAGUCUACAUCAGUGGGCAACAUUUUACAAGCUUCAAGGAGUGUACAUAUCAAGUAGAGGAGGAGAAUAACACAUCCCCUGUAAAGAGACCAUCCAGUAUGGCUCUUGGAAAAGUGCCACAGAAAAAGCUUAAAAUGGACUCGGAUGAUGAUGAGGAGGAGGAGGAGGAGGAGGAGGGCGACAGUGAAGAUUAUGAGGAGGAUGACAGUGAUGAUCAGGAUGAAGAUGAAAAAAUUGAUGUUGCAAAGACUUCCUUCACAUUUCAACAGAAAGCACCAGAGAAAAAGAAGAGUGCAGAUAAACAAAACAGCUCACCAGGGAAAAAAGAUGACAGAGCAGGAAAGCCUCAAAGCCAGGUUGUAGUAAAGGGUAACGACAGGACUGGACCAGGAGCUUCAGGGAAGACUUCAGGGAAGACUCCAGGGAAGACUCCCAGCAUAAAUGAGGUCAAGAGCAGAUUAGCAACAGCUGCUAAAGAGGGAAAAUCGCUUCCAAAGACUGAACAGAAGUUUGAGAACUAUGCUAAAAGUUCUUUUAAGAUAACGGAUAAACAAAUAAAGGACUAUGCAAUGCCCUCCGACAGAACCUCACACUACCUGAGUAAGUAGAUCAGCCCAAGCACAGGAGAUGACUGUGGGAACGCUUGUAUGGGUUGAACAGCUGCACAGCAUUAGAACGACACAGCAUUGAUGGACGCAGAAGGUUUAGUUUGUUGCUUCUGGAGUAGGCCGUGCAGUAUAUGAAGCAUAGGUAGGACAUGCUUUCAGACUUUUUCUUUAUAGUCUGGGCAGUCAGCCCCAAAAGCACUGGAGCAAAUCUUUCAUGUGUGUGAGCAUCCCACCCUACCUCGUCCUGUCAUUCUCGGUGGACUUAUCGUUAAAAUCUGGUGGUGUAACCUGAAUGAGAGUGAGACGUACACUUAUAGGCGAAGAUGCAUGAAAUAGUCUAAGUACUUUGUAAAUGCUCCAGCUCGUGUCUCUGGGGAGGUGAAUUGUGCAAGAACGGAGCUUUCACACUUCUUGGACCAUGUUACAAAUACAUAUGUGUUAAAUCCCAAUAAUCCAUCUAUGGCAGAUGAGUCUGUCUGGAUAAAGGUGGAAAGUGCAUGUUUUUACACGUGUCUGUAUAUGUAGAAGUGGUGCGAGUGUGUGUGUGUGUAUGUGUGUUCCAGUCCAUUCUCGCUCUUCAGCUCUGUGUUCUUAGCUGUUGGCAGUCCCGUACAUCAAAGUGACACGUUAACACCUAGA